Melanotaenia boesemani (Boeseman's rainbowfish) is the source of this 4233-nucleotide messenger RNA. Its product is annotated as constitutive coactivator of PPAR-gamma-like protein 1 homolog. Gene Ontology annotation, cellular component: nucleus. Bases 311 to 3427 code for a protein of 1038 amino acids. Lineage: Eukaryota; Metazoa; Chordata; Actinopteri; Atheriniformes; Melanotaeniidae. The transcript has 17 exons. The record is from RefSeq and is a predicted model, not a curated record.
CACGUGUUGUACUCUCACUCAGACCGGAGAGCAGCACAACUCUAGACAUGGCUCCCUGAUCCGACACAUGGCACUUAAAGCCAUGAACCAAACUAACAACUCAACAAAAAUGACCAUAUGUUAACAGCCGCCUUUUCCCCUUUCUUCGGGAAUUAUUUCCACUCCUGAAAUAUCCACAGCUACUAACCGACUGUCAGCCGCUGUGACGGGGAGAGGCGCUCCGCAAACACCCCCGGUUUUAUUUCCUUUGGCAUUUCUCAUUUCUUUCAGUCACUUUUUAAGUUUUUGUCUCCUUCACUCGAAGCUCAGCAUGGGCGUCCAAGGCUUCCAGGAGUACAUUGAAAAGCACUGCCCCAGUGCUGUGGUGCCGGUCGAUCUGCAGCGGUUGGCUCGGGGAAGUUUGGUUGGAGGCGGCCGCCAAAGACCCCCACACAGUCCGCUCAGACUCCUGGUGGACGCUGAAAAUUGCCUGCACAGACUCUACGGAGGCUUUUACACCGACUGGGUCAGCGGAGGCCAGUGGAACCACAUGCUGGGCUUCCUGGCCGCCCUCUCCAAGGCCUGCUUCAGCGGCAACAUGGAGCUCCUGGUGUGCUUCAAUGGCGCCCUGGAGAAAGGCCGUCUUCACGAAUGGGUCAAGCGGCAGGUGAACGAGAGGCAGACCGCUCAGCAGAUCAUCAGCCACGUCCAGAACAAGGGCACUCCGCCGCCCAAAGUCUGGUUCUUGCCUCCGGUGUGCAUGGCCCACUGCAUCCGGCUGGCGCUGCUUCGGUUCCACGUCGGGGUUGUCCAGAGCAUAGAGGACCACCACUUGGAAGUAAUGGCCUUAUACAGGGAGGGGGGCUUCCAUGGCCUGGUGGCCUACGACUCUGACUACGCUCUGAGCAACAUCCCAUACUACUUCAGCGCCCACACCCUCAAACUGAGCCGCAAUGGCAAGAGCCUCACCACCAGCCAGUACCUGAUGCAUGAGGUGGCGCGGCAGCUCGAUCUCAACCCCAGUCGUUUCAUCAUCUUUGCAUCACUUUUAGGGAACCACAUACUGCCUGAUGAAGACCUGGCUGCCUUUCACUGGAACUUACUGGGUUCAGAGCAUCCAUUAGCAUCUCUAAAGGUGCGUGCCCACCAGCUCGUACUCCCCCCCUGUGACGUCGUGAUCAAGGCCGUGGCCAACUACGUCCGCAGCAUCCCAGACAUCACAGACCUGGAGGCCGUCGCUAAGGACAUCUUCAAGCAUUCACAGUCUUGUCCUGAUGACAAAGUCCUUCGCUUCAAGAAGGCUGUGGAGUUUUAUUCAGAAGCCAGCAAACCCCCCCACUUCCCUCCACAGUUAGUCAGACCAAAACCUGUUGGACUUCCUGUGACGGUGGCGUCUCCUGCAGGUCUCAACAUUCCUCGAGCACCGCUGCCUGUCCAACCUGCGGUCCAGCAGCCGUUUCCAGGGCCUCCGGUGGAUCCCAGUCCGUCUGGGAAAGACCUCGCAGAGCACAGCAGCUUCAGCAACAUUCCUCCCCAGGGGAAGCACACGCCGCUGUACGAGAGGUCGUCUCCCAUCAACCCGGGCCAGAGCAGCAGCCCCAACCACAACGAGGCCACCUUCUUCACCGCCUCCUCCUCAUCCUCGUCCUCAGACAAUGACGAGAGUUCAGACACAACUGCCAACGAACAUAAGGAAGAAUGGCAGAAAAAUGGAGUCAACACAGCAGAAGGAGACCUGGGGGACCAAUCAAAAGCCGACCUCUGUGGGCGCUCACAUGCUGGAGGUCACCUCAGCCUGAACGCACAGAUCCCCUCCCUGCUCUCCAUGCCCACCAGAAACCACAUGGACAUCACCAUCCCACCGCUCCCCGCCGUGGCCCCCGAGGUCCUGCGGGUGGCCGAGCACAGACACAAGAAGGGCCUCAUGUACCCCUACAUCUACCACGUUCUCACCAAGGGAGAGAUGAAGCUGUCUGUCACCGUUGAAGACGAAGCCAACAAAGACCUGCCUUCAGCGGUGCAGCUGUUCCGACCCAUCCGUCAGUACGUUUACGGAGUCCUCUUCAGCUUGGCGGAGUUCAGGAAGAAGGCUGAGAGACUCUCUGUGAGGAAGAACUGCCCUCCUGAAUACACCCAUGUGAUGGUGAAGGAGUGGGCCGCCUACAAAGGAAAAUCUCCCCACACCCCCGAGCUGGUGGAGGCCCUGCCCUUCAGGGAGUGGACCUGUCCCAACCUGAAGAAGCUGUGGCUGGGGAAGGCCGUGGAGGACAAGAACCGCAGGAUGAGGGCCUUCCUGGCCUGCAUGCGCUCCGACACUCCAGCCAUGCUGAACCCUGCCAACAUUCCCACGCCUCUCCUGGUGCUCUGCUGCGUGCUCCGGUUUAUGUUACAUUGGCCAGGAGUAAGAAUUUUGCGUCGUAGCGAGCUUGACGCUUUCCUAGCCCAAGCUCUUUCUCCUAAACUUUAUGAGCCUGACCAGCUGCAGGAACUGAAGAUUGACAACUUGGACCUCCGAGGCGUCCAGCUGGCCGCUCUGUUCAUGAGCGGCGUGGACAUGGCGCUGUUCGCCAACGACGCGUGCGGACAACCCGUUCCCUGGGAACACUGCUGUCCGUGGAUGUACUUUGAUGGAAAGCUGCUUCAGAGUAAACUUAUCAAAGCCAACAGAGAGAAGGCCCAGCUGAUCGACCUCUGUGAUGGUCAGGCUGAGCUGGCCGUCAAAGUGGAGAAGAUGCGGCAAAGCAUCCUGGAAGGUCUCAACUUUACUCGCCCACCUCAUCCCCCUCCAUUCCCCCCACCUCCACCACCUCCUCACGGGCUGCCUUUCUACCCCCCAGCUGCUUCCUUCUACCCGCCAUCGAUGAUGCCUCCCCUGGGAAGAGGGCGGGUUAUGGCUGCACUUGAAGGACUUUCAGCACAGGGUGGGAAGCUGGAGAUCGCCGGGACCGUGGUGGGUCAGUGGGCCGGUACCCGUCGCAGCAGAGGAAGAGGAUGCUUCCCUGUCCAGGUGGUGUCUGUCGGUGGAGCAAACAGAGGACGGCCCAGAGGCGUGAUCUCUACGCCGGUCAUCAGGACGUUUGGUCGAGGAGGGAGGUACCACACCCGGACCCUGAAGACUCAGACCUCGUACCUGAGCAAGCCUGUAGGUAGACCUGCUGCAACGCCUGGACAGGAAGUGGUGAAUGAGAGAAAGAACCUGAAUCCCGAGGAGCAGAAAUCAUCCCUCGCUCCGUGCAACGCCUCAGCCAAUGAGAACGGCGUGGAGGAGAAGGAGGCGGAGCCACCAAACGGGGAUGAAGACGGAUGCAGGGUUAUCCAAUCAGAAAGUGCCUUUAGCAGUGACUCCAAGACGUGCAAUACUAACCCUCACUUCAAUGCACUAAACGUAGACGGUGGUUGCCAUAGAGAUGAAGGUCUGGAGGCUGCUGCCCUUACAAAAGAAGAGUAAGCCUAUUUUUCUAGAAAGGAUGAAGGAUGAAAGAUGGAACAAAGUUUAAAAGAGGCCUCCAAUCAAAAUUAAUUUUUCAUUUCAGACGAGAGGUGAAGAUAAAAAUCUCUCGCUAAACUAAAUCACUUUUCUCCAGUUAGACGAUACGAGGCUUCAUCUGGAAAUGAUUCCUCCUCUUUUAGGUUUAGACUUUUCCUGUAGGCCAUUUCUGUUGUCAUGGUGACGUGUGGUCUCAUCUUUGAUUUGGGUUCACGUUUCCCUCCAUCCCACAAGCUGGUGGUGGAGUUUUUACCUCUGCAUGGUUCCCAUUUUAACCCCCCCGGACCCCCUGCAAACCAAGAAAUGGCUCAUAUUUACUGACAGCCCAUAAAAGGUGUUAAAUUUAGUGACAGGAUUUAAUGUUUUUGUCUUAUUGAACUCUGUUGCAUUUAAUUAAAAAGCAGAAAAGGUUAUCUAGGCAUUCUGGGAUGUGUAUUCAUAUUAUAUUGUUCUCUUUUUGCUGUUCUCUGCAUUAGUCGAAUAUCUGAUGAAGCUUGGAUGGAACAUCACCUUUAGUGGCUCAAAGCUGCAACUCCAGUUAAAACUUUAGUCUUGUUUUUACAUUUCUACUAAAACAUAACAUUUGUCCUGAACUCCUGCAGCUUCUCGUCAUUGAUUAGUGAUCAGAAUCCCGCUGGCGAGGCGGUUAGUAGGUUACUUCCUGCUAACUAGUGGGAUUUUACAGAAUCAAGUGCUGAUGGCUUUGAUUAAAUGUGGAUGAAUUGUGGUUGAAGGCUGUGAUGCUUAAUAAAACUAUAUUCUUUUAG